AUGGGCGAGAAAAAGAAGAGCAAAAACGCAGCCAUCGACCUUAUCGCCGGUGGUACAGCAGGUCUUUUCGAAGCCCUCUGUUGCCAUCCUUUAGACACAAUUAAGGUCCGCAUGCAACUUUCCAACAAACAAAACCUCGUGGGACCCGAUGGUAAACCAGUCAAGAAAUUGGGUUUCAUUGGAACCGGUAUCCAAAUCGCUAAACGUGAAACCCCCCUAGGUCUUUAUAAAGGUCUCGGUGCAGUCGUCACAGGUAUCAUUCCUAAAAUGUCUAUCAGAUUCUCGUCCUAUGAGUUUUAUAAGAAACAACUUGUCGGACCUGACGGUAAAAUCUCUGUCGGUGGUAACUUUGCUGCUGGUGUCGGUGCCGGUCUUACCGAAGCUGUCAUUGUUGUCAACCCCACAGAAGUCAUUAAGAUUCGUCUUCAGGCACAAAACCAUUCCAUGGUCGACCCUCUCGAUGUCCCCAAGUAUAGAAAUGCUGCCCAUGCUCUUCUCGUCGUUGUUCGUGAAGAAGGUUUCUCUGCCCUUUACCGUGGUGUCGCUCUGACAGCUGCUCGUCAAGCUUCUAACCAAGGUGUUAAUUUCACUGUUUACUCUGAACUUAAGGAGAAACUUAAUGAAUGGCAACCCCAAUACAAUGGUCUGCUCCCCUCGUGGCAGACCUCCCUUAUUGGUCUCGUUUCCGGUGCCCUUGGUCCUCUUUCUAAUGCUCCUCUCGAUACCAUCAAGACUCGCAUGCAACGUGAAGGCGGUGCCUCCAAGGAGACUGGUGCUUCUCGUUUCCUCCGCAUUACCAAGCAACUUAUUGCUCAGGAAGGUAUUCAUGCUCUUUACAAGGGUAUUACCCCUCGUAUCAUGCGUGUUGCUCCUGGUCAGGCCGUCACCUUUACUGUCUACGAGUACAUUCGUGACAUUCUUGAGACUAUGCCUGCUCUUGGUGCCUCGGCUUCUACCUUUGAAGAGUAA
Messenger RNA from Magnusiomyces paraingens, 969 nucleotides. RefSeq lists its product as uncharacterized. The coding region runs from base 1 to 969 and encodes 322 amino acids. Lineage: Eukaryota; Fungi; Ascomycota; Dipodascomycetes; Dipodascales; Dipodascaceae. Gene Ontology annotation, biological process: succinate transport; transmembrane transport; fumarate transport. The transcript has a single exon. The record is from RefSeq and is a predicted model, not a curated record.